Molecule: messenger RNA, 2960 nt
Organism: Carassius gibelio (silver crucian carp)
Lineage: Eukaryota; Metazoa; Chordata; Actinopteri; Cypriniformes; Cyprinidae
Product: inositol polyphosphate-5-phosphatase A
Exons: 16
Coding region: 365-1582 (405 amino acids)
Biological process (GO): phosphatidylinositol dephosphorylation
Molecular function (GO): inositol-polyphosphate 5-phosphatase activity
Source: RefSeq, a predicted model, not a curated record
UUGGCUCCGUGACGUCAUCGCAGAGCAGCGCAGGACUCUCUCCAGCAGCGGCGUGUCCUCCUCAACAAAUGCGAGCAAUGCGAACCGAACGCCAGCGAAACGCGCUCCGCAGACCGGCGCACGCCGCGGAUUAAACCGGGGACUUCUUCAGAUCAUGACGGAGACGGCGGAGAAGUAAAGCCCGAACGCGUUGAGUAACGUCACGCAGCGCGCUCUGAUUCCGCGUACUAGACGCGCAGUAUGCAGGAGCCCAGCUGAUCGAGACUCGAACCCGCAGCGUUUAGACAACCCCACGAACCACUGCUCGACUCCAGAACCAGAACCAGCUCAGAUUAGCUCAUUAGUCCGGCUCCUCAGCUCAUUAAUGAUGGCGGGAAUCCUGCUGGUCACCGCCAACGUCGGAUCGCUGUUUGAAGAUCCGGAGAACCUACAGAAGACGUGGCUGCAGGAGUUUUACCAGACGGUCCAGACGCACCGGCCGCUCUUCCUCGCUCUUCACUGUCAGGAGGUCGGAGGGAAGAACUACGAGGCGUCUAUGACACACGUGGACAGCUUCAUCAAAGAGCUGCUGUCCAGUGACGUCAUGAAGGACUACAACCGCGCUCGUGUCUACCUCGACAAGAACUACAAAUCCCAGGAGCAGUUCACAGCACUGGGAUGUUGCUACUUCAUCCACGAAUCCUUGAAAAACAUCCAGCAGUUUGAUUUCAAAGCCAAGAAGUUCAGGAAGGUGGUUGGGAAGGAGGUGUGUUCGGACGCUCUUCCGAGCGCAGCCUCGCUGGAGAAAGAGAAGUUUCCUCAGGACUAUUUCCCUGAGUCUAAAUGGUCCAGAAAAGGCUUCAUCCGAACCCGAUGGGCGCUGGCUGACUGUGCCUUUGACCUGGUGAACAUCCACCUGUUUCACGACGCAUCUAACCUGGUGGCAUGGGAGAAGAGUCCGUCCGUGUACUCUGGGACGAGGCAGAAAGCGCUGGGCUUCGUGCUGGACAGGAUCACGGAUCAGCGCUUCGAGCGGCUGCCGUACUUCAUCUUCGGAGACUUCAACUUCAGGCUGGACUCCAAGCAGGUCAUCGAGAGUCUGUGCUCGACCGCUAGCAUGCAGACGGUCAGAUCCACUGACACCAAUGAAGUGGACAAACUCAUCUUCAGAGAGUCAGACAAUGACCACAAGGUCGUCCUCCAGCUGGAGAAGAAGUUAUUUAACUACAUUAACCAGGACGUUUUCAGGGAAAACAAUGGAACGCAGCUCUUAGAGUUCGACAGAGAGCUGUCUGUGUUUAAGGAGCGUCUGCAGGAGCUGGACAUCUCCUUUCCUCCGAGUUAUCCGUACAGUGAAGACUCCAGUCAGGGGAAGCAGUACAUGAACACUCGAUGUCCGGCCUGGUGUGACCGCGUCCUCAUGUCCUCCUCGGCCAGAGACCUGCUCCUCAAGCCAGAGAACGAGGAGAAAUCAAUAACAUACGACAACAUCGGCCCCAGCGUGUGUAUGGGGGACCACAAGCCGGUCUACUUGUUCUUUCGGUUAAACACAGGAGCAGGUAAACCUCACGCAAACAAGCACAAGUGUUGUGUCCUGCAGUGAUCCGGUUGGAGAAGAUUCCAUGAAAAGCGUCCCUGUGAGAAGCUGGAUGGACACACACACACACACACACACACAUGCACAAACAGAGGACCCUGUAAAGACUUUUCAGCAGGACUGACCAGUCGCAUUUCUCCAAUGCAUGCAAUCACGUCUAUAGAAACGGCACGCUACGUUCAUGAAUGCUUCAGGAGUCGAGAUCAUGGACACACACACACACACACACACACACACACAUGCUGCAUUUCCACUAAAUCAGAUGUUUCUCGUUUCUCAAACUCUAUCGAACAUCAGAAACACUACAGAUCUUAUAAAGCGUCCUGGCAGGUUUUAGAUAUGCCUCGUGAUAUACCCGGCUCCUUCCAUACAGUAAGACGUUUUCACAAGUGCAAUGAAGAACUCUUGUUGUGUUUCUAAGGCUAGGUUUAUUUCUACACGUUCUCUCUGUUAGAAAGCAUAGGUGUAUUCUGUUCAAGCAUGAGGAUGAUGUUCUUUCUCUCUUGACUCUUAUCUUGGUUUUUCUUGAUUUGCUGUGCCACACACAACCGCCGACUCUCAUUUCAUAUACUGUACUUUUUAAAGAGAUAAUUUAUAAUAAUUCGUACCAAAACUAUAAUAUGCUGACAUUGAUCCGAACGGCUGCUGUGGGUGUAACGUUAAAAUGUUUGAAUAGUUAUAGAAACCAUGUAAUCCACAUCAUGAGAAGUAGAACACGCCAUUUCAGCCUUUAUGAUUUAUAUAUAUAUAUAUAGCCAAUUAAUUUUUUUUUCUUUUAAGCAGUGCCAUAAACCAUAAGUAUAUAAGAUCGUUUCAAUAUUAGUUUUGCUGGGUUCUUACAGUGCUGUUCUUAUAAUAACUUAUUUCUGUGUAAUGCUGUUAUGGUUGAAUGUGAUGUUUUAAAUAGGCCUGGGUAUCUUAAAUAGCUGUUCUUUUAUCUCUUUGUUCUUAUGUAUGAUUUCUUGUUAUUAUAUUAUUGUGUCACGGUGCCAACUAUUGAACUCGGGUUGAGUUCUGAUGGCAUUGUGCAGGAACCGUAGAGAUGCACUUUACUUGACAGUGUGAUGAAGAUCAGGACUGAUGCACAACACAGGGAACACUGUCCAGUAAAGAGUGUGUGAUUUCUCAUGCAUGUUCUCCGCAUCAGAAACUGACUCAAUUUAUUACACCACAGAGUCAACGCUCCUUCCUUUCGGAGUCGGUGGGAAUGAUUUUGUGUCGCUCUGACAGUGAUUUGGUUAGAAGAACUGCUUGUUAACUGUUUUCCCAGCAGCUCAGGUGAUAGGAUUCACUCUUUAAGCAGAUAGCGAUUAGAGCUCAUGGAUGGCAAGAUCUCUCACUAAAAGCAAUAAAACCAUUAGAACUCAGAGAAUGAAUGAAUGAA